This is a messenger RNA of Octodon degus (degu), 2910 nucleotides long. It is a transcript of the gene Gfm1, whose product is annotated as G elongation factor mitochondrial 1. Lineage: Eukaryota; Metazoa; Chordata; Mammalia; Rodentia; Octodontidae. Gene Ontology annotation, biological process: mitochondrial translational elongation. Gene Ontology annotation, cellular component: mitochondrion. Bases 105 to 2369 code for a protein of 754 amino acids. Gene Ontology annotation, molecular function: GTP binding; GTPase activity; translation elongation factor activity. The transcript is spliced from 18 exons. The record is from RefSeq and is a predicted model, not a curated record.
AGUGCUCUGCGACCCUGCUAGCCGGCGUGACUUUCUGCGCUCGGUUGUAGGAGCCGGCGCUGUGUGUACGCGGAGCCGCGGGACGUCGCGCUUCUGCUCUGGCCAUGAGGGUGCUGGGGGCCGCCGCGGCCGUGGCUCUGGGCCCGCGGCCACUCUUUCGGGUCCCUGCAUCCCUGCCCUGGCAGAGGAGGCAGGUUAAUUGGAAGUUCUGCCGCUGCUGUUCAUCAGGGAUAAUUCCUAAUGAAAAAAUACGAAAUAUUGGAAUCUCAGCACACAUUGAUUCUGGGAAAACUACGUUAACAGAACGGGUGCUUUACUACACUGGCAGAAUUGCACAGAUGCAUGAGGUGAAAGGUAAAGAUGGAGUUGGUGCUGUCAUGGAUUCCAUGGAACUAGAGAGACAGAGAGGAAUCACCAUUCAGUCAGCGGCUACCUACACCAUGUGGAAAGAUGUUAAUAUCAAUAUUAUAGAUACUCCUGGCCAUGUGGACUUCACAAUAGAAGUCGAAAGGGCCCUGAGAGUGUUGGAUGGUGCAGUCCUUGUUCUCUGUGCUGUUGGCGGGGUGCAGUGCCAGACCAUGACUGUUAAUCGGCAGAUGAAGCGCUACAAUGUUCCAUUUUUAACUUUCAUUAACAAAUUGGAUCGCAUGGGCUCCAACCCAACCAGGGCCCUCCAGCAAAUGAGGUCAAAACUAAAUCAUAAUGCAGCAUUUAUGCAAAUACCUAUUGGCUUGGAGGGUAAUUUUAAAGGUAUUAUAGAUCUUAUUGAGGAACGAGCCAUAUUUUUUGAUGGAGACUUUGGUCAGAUUAUUCGGUAUGGUGAGAUUCCAGCUGAAUUGAGGGCAGCAGCAGCGGAUCACCGGCAGGAGCUGAUUGAGUGUGUUGCCAACUCAGAUGAGCAGCUUGGUGAACUGUUCCUAGAGGAAAAAAUCCCUUCCAUUUCUGAUUUAAAGCUUGCAAUUCGAAGAGCUACUUUGAGUAGAUCAUUUACUCCUGUUUUUUUGGGAAGUGCCUUAAAGAACAAAGGAGUUCAGCCUCUUUUGGACGCAGUUUUAGAAUACCUGCCAAAUCCAUCUGAGGUCCAGAAUUACGCUCUGCUCAAUCAGGAGGAUGACUCAAAAGAGAAAACCAAAAUCUUAAUGAACUGCAAAAGAGACAGUUCCCACCCAUUUGUAGGCCUGGCCUUUAAACUGGAGGCAGGUCGAUUUGGACAGUUAACCUAUGUCCGCAGUUACCAGGGAGAGCUGAAGAAGGGUGAUACCAUCUAUAACACGAGGACAGGGAAGAAAGUGCGGGUGCAGCGGCUGGUGCGCAUGCAUGCUGACAUGAUGGAGGAUGUAGAGGAAGUGUAUGCUGGAGACAUCUGUGCAUUGUUUGGCAUUGACUGUGCUAGUGGAGACACAUUCACAAACAAAGACAGCAGUGGCCUUUCUAUGGAGUCAAUUCAUGUUCCUGAUCCUGUCAUUUCAGUAGCAAUGAAGCCUUCUAACAAGAAUGAUCUGGACAAAUUUUCAAAAGGUAUUGGCAGGUUUACAAGAGAAGAUCCCACAUUUAAGGUCCACUUUGACUCAGAAAGCAAAGAGACAAUUGUAUCUGGAAUGGGAGAACUACACCUUGAAAUCUAUGCUCAGAGACUGGAAAGAGAAUAUGGCUGUCCUUGUAUCACAGGAAAGCCAAAAGUUGCCUUUAGAGAGACUAUUACUGCUCCUGUCCCGUUUGAUUUUACACAUAAAAAACAAUCAGGUGGUGCAGGCCAGUUUGGGAAAGUGAUAGGUGUCCUGGAGCCUCUGGACCCAGAGAACUACACAAAGUUGGAGUUCACAGAUGACACGUUCGGGACAAAUGUUCCAAAACAAUUUAUACCUGCUGUAGAAAAGGGGUUUUUGGAUGCCUGUGAGAAGGGCCCACUUUCUGGUCACAAGCUCUCUGGGCUGCGGUUUGUUCUGCAAGAUGGAGCACACCACAUGGUUGAUUCCAAUGAGAUCUCAUUCAUCCGAGCUGGUGAAGGUGCUCUCAAACAAGCUUUGGCCAAUGCAGCGUUGUGUAUCCUGGAACCUAUUAUGGCUGUGGAAAUUACAGCGCCAAAUGAAUUUCAGGGAUCGGUAAUCGCGGGAAUUAACCGACGCCAUGGGGUGAUUACAGGGCAAGAUGGAGUUGAGGACUAUUUUACAGUAUAUGCAGAUGUCCCUUUGAAUAAUAUGUUUAGUUAUUCCACUGAACUUAGGUCAUGUACAGAGGGAAAGGGAGAAUACACAAUGGAGUAUUGCAGAUAUCAACCAUGUUUACCAUCUACACAAGAAGACCUUAUUAAUAAGUAUUUGGAAGCUACAGGUCAACUUCCAGUAAAAAAAGGAAAGGCCAAGAACUGAAUUUCCUCAUUUUAUUAAUUUUAAUUGAAUCUGCAAGGUUUGACAAUGAUACAUUUCAGUGGAACAAACUGAAGUUGCUGAAACAAAUUUUAGAAGCUGUUCCUAUUUCAUAUUCAUGGGCUUCUGUUCAAAGAUAAUUCCAUGUGUAUCUCAACUCUGUUGAAUGGGUCUUAUAAUUCAUUAAAAACAAAACCUCAACAAUGACUAUUAUAAUACUGAAAUGUAUUUAAUAUUUAUUUAAGAGAAGAUACUUAUUUUAGUUAUACUUCUAAGCUGGGACUAUGUGUAAACUUCUUUCCAAAUUUUUUUAUCAUGAAAAUUUUCAGUAUACAGAAAUGCUGGGAAAAUAGUACACAGAAUAGCCAAAUACUUUCUAUCUAGACUGAACAAUGACUAUGGUUACAGUUAGUGUAUCAGAUGAUAAUUUGUCUAUGUCUCAUGCAUUGACUUGAAAGUAAAUUUUGUGUCAUGACACUUCUUGUAGUGCCAUUAAUGGGCAGGCAUUUUUCGAGUGGUUUUUAAAUUUUAUUUUAAAGAGAAA